Molecule: messenger RNA, 1116 nt
Organism: Aspergillus mulundensis
Lineage: Eukaryota; Fungi; Ascomycota; Eurotiomycetes; Eurotiales; Aspergillaceae
Exons: 1
Coding region: 1-1116 (371 amino acids)
Source: RefSeq, a predicted model, not a curated record
AUGGAUCAGGGAAUUACUGUUUUUCAUAAGAAUGAGAGCCUCCAGAUGAAGCAAAGGGAGGCUGCAAUCAACAAAAAACCGAAAAAGGGCCCCCUCAAUGUCAAGGAGCAACUGGCCCUGAUUUCGAUCUGCCAACAACAAAUCCGAUACAAUGAAAUAUCCGCUGUCAGUUGUUCGAAGUUCUGGACCGGGAUCGAAGUUGCUCUCGAAAAAGAAAUCGGCCGUCGCUAUUCUCACUUCUCCUGCCGGAAACGCAUCAACGAGUAUAUUGCACACCGGGCUUUAUGCCAGAUGAAUAUCAACAACGGGGUCAAAACGGACCCUGCAUAUUUGCCAGACCCGGAAGUCCGGAAAUUAUUAGAUCGCUGGGAGGAAAUGGACAAAUUCAAGGAACAGCUGGAAAAGGAGAAGGCACUGGGUCAGCUGGUCGGACGGGAUCCUGAAGUGCCGACCAAAAACAAGUUGCAACGAGUCGCAGACUGGGUUAAGAGUCUUCCAGACCCGGAACCUCAGCCUCUCGUCACUCCGCCUUCCACCAAUUCCUCUCAAUCUCCAGUUAAGCAGGACGAAUCCUCUGCUCUUUGGGCUCGAUACCAGAAGAUUGAGGAUUACCGGGCCAUUGCUCGAACGAACCAACUUCGCGCCCUGAAUAACGAUUUAGUGAGCAGUCGACAGCUCUUAUCGAACAUAAAAGAACAAUUAACUUCGGCUCUCCCCGCUUCGCGGGCUCUUCCGGCUCUUCCUGUGGCAGGUUUUAAGCGAUUCCGUGAAGACGAAGUCUCGCCCGACCGCGCCGCACCUCGUCCCCGCACAGAAUUGACCGAUCCAGAGUCUAUGAUCAAACCGGUUGUGAAACAGAGCCCUGGCAACUCCAACGUCAUUCCUGGUUCCGACAUUCCAGCCGCUCAGAACCCGCUCGAGACAGUAUUCGGCAAGUUCUGGGACAGCAUGUUGCCAUAUUUCAAGGAACGAGCCUUGAAAGACGGCCUGUGCCUUACAAAGUCCGAAUCCAUCAUGCAUGACAUGUUCAAGGAAGUUGGAGCCGCCAUGACUCGAGCGUUUAUGAAAUUAGAGCAAACUUCUCGUGCUCCUCCCGCUCACAAGCCUCUUAUAUAA